GCGGUAGAAAAUUAAUAUGUAGCCUGCACCUGCACCUCGGAUCGAUCCGGCGAUUCUUAUAGUAUACCUGCACUUAAAAUUGCUGAUUUCCCUGAUAUAUUGACUCGCAACUAGUCAUCCAAAAGAUGGGAUCCCCCAUUCAACAGUUGCUUAGGUGCAGAAGGCGAGGAGGCAUCCUACCUGUUUUAACAGCUACUUGUAACAUGAGAACGGACUCUUGGAGAACUGUAUCUGCAUUAUCAUGGCAAGAAUGUCAAAGACAACUACCCUGUACUUCAGGGACAUCUAGUAAACAAGUGCAAUCAUCAUCAUUGUUGUCAUCAUUUGUAUGCUCAUCUACACGGGAGGUGUUAUCGAUGAGAAGCUUAUCAUCAUGUCGGUCUCGUGAAGGUUUAAGUUUUUUGUCAAACCAGCCUCGACGAAGUCCAUUCUGCAACCAUCUAUCGUGUGCAUUCAGUCACUCAAAGAGAGGGGAAGCUAGUGGUUUGCAGUGCAUCCCCAAAGCACACUCAACGAGAGGACUUCAAACAUGUGGCGGCGCCCUCUAUGCUGGUCAUAAUAAAUGGUCAAAGGUCAAACACAUCAAGGGUCCUAAGGAUCUUGAGAAGAGCAGACUGUUUACCAGGAUUGGUAUCCAGCUCAAGGUUGCAGUUAAAGAAGGGGGUCCCAAUCCAGAAACCAACACAUCUCUAGCCGCUCUAAUCGCUUUAGCCAAGUCAAAGUCCAUGCCAAAAACUACCAUUGACAGCAUGAUCAAGAAAGCUAGCACUAGUAAGCAAGGAGACUCCCAGCAGAUAUUUGAGGUGAGAGGACCGGCAAACUCUUCACUUCUUGUCACAGUCUUGACAGACAACGCAAAGAGAACAAGAGUAGAGUUAGCUCAACUUGCCAGCAAAAAUGGGGGUGUCUUUGGAGAGCAAGGCACAGCCAUGUUUGCGUUUGAGAAGAAAGGUGUUGUUCGGGUGCCUUGCGAACCUGAUGACCAAUCGUCGAUGAGUCUUGACGAAGCAGAGGAAGUGGCCAUAGACAGUGGAGCAGAAGAAGUAGCAGAUGGAACGGAUGAUGAUGGUCAAAAUGUGUUUAUGUUCAUCUGUGACCCUUCAGACCUUCGGUCAGUCAGAGAUGGCCUUGCUGGACGAUCACUUCCGAUCCAAUCUUCUGGACUAGAAUAUGUUCCUCAAACCACCAUAGCCCUUGGAGACUCCGAUCUUGAAGCAGUAGCUGCACUCAUAAAUGCCUUUGAAAGUCAUGAACAGGUCAUCAAGGUGUUUGACAAUGUCGUCAGCAAGGAUUAGAAUCUUCCGAACUAAGUAAAACCUCAAGGGUGCAAAGACUUGACGUGGUACCAUGACUCAUCAAGGCCUUUAAAACCUGUGAACAGGGCAUCAGAUUAUUUGAGAAUGUCAUCAGCAAGAAUUAAAGUAGGUCUUCUAAGCUGCCAUAGCCCUGGAUGACUCACAUCUUGAAGCAGUUACAACACUCAUUAAAUGCCUUUGAAAGCCAUGAGCAGGCCGUUAAUGUGUUUGAUAAUGUCAUCAGCAUUUAUUACAGUACAUCUACUAAACCACCCUAGCCUUCUUUGAUGUGGUAGCAACUGUCAUCAGUGUCAUUGAAAGCUAUGAAUAGGUCAUCGAGCAUUUGAGAAUGUCAUCAGCAGUGAUUAGAAUACAUCUUCUAAACCACUUAAGACCUCAAGGGUACAGUUACAGACCUUGAUGUGGUAGCAACUCUCAUCAAUGCCCUUGAAAACAAUAACAGGAUGUGAAAGAGAUGGAUUAGAAAGUAAUAUUGUGGACUCUGGUGUGAGGACCUGUACCAUUAUCAGAACACCAAGAAAACAAGAUGACAAAUUUUAGAUUUAAAGUGUGUCUAACUCUGGAGAGUAAGGAGAGUAGUGUUCAUGUUAAGCCCAGUGCACACUCUGCAAUCCGAUACCACACAAUUUUUUGAUAAAUUGCAUUAAAAGUGAAAGUUCCAAGAAGCAAAAUUUUAUUUGAAGUUCGGCAUUAUGUUAGGAAUAAUGAAAUCAUAAUUUUGAUUUGCAGCAAGCUCUGUGGUUGGAGUAAAGUCCAAAUUGGCUUCUAAUCGCAGCCGAUGAUUUUAAAUUACGAUUUGAAAUUGACUCUGCUUUUAUUCCUACAGGGAGGCCCGAAAUAGACUGAAUUUCUAUUUCAGUAGUCCUACCACUAUUCUGAACUCGGAUCCCUAAGAUUUUAUUAGUUGGAAUAAUCAUAUCAAAUCAUAUUACUAUUUCUUUGAAACUCAGAUCACAAGAGAUUGUAUAGUGUGUGCCAGGCUUAACACAGUUAAAGGUCAAGUCCACCCCAGAAAAAUGAUGAUUUGAAUAAAUAAAGAAAAAUCCAAUGAGAAAAAGGCUAAAAAUUUCAUCAAAAUCGGAUGUAAAAUAAGGAAGUUAUGACAUUUUUAAGUUUCGCUUAUUUUUCAUAAAACAGUUAUAUGCACAUCUCAGUGACAUGCAAAUGAGACAGUCGAUGAUGUCCAUCACUCACUAUUUCUUUUGUUUUUUAUUGUUUGAAUUAUACAAUAUUUCAUUUUUUACAGAUUUGACAAUAAGGACCAACUUGACUGACGUCAUCAGUCUUCUCAUUGGCAUACCGACCAGGAUGUACAUAUAACUGUUUUGUGAAAUUAAGCAAAACUUUAAAAUGUCAUAACUUUCUUAUUUUACAUCCGAUUUUGUUGAAAUUUUCAGUGUCAUGCUUGUUGGAUUAUUCUCUAUUUAUUAAAAUCAACUAGUGGUUGGGUGGACUUGUCCUUUAAGUCUGAAUCAGUCAACCUUUUCUAAGUCAAAUAAUCAUGCAAGUCAAAGCAAUUUUUUAGACCAGGGAUUUUUUCUUUAAAAUACAGCUUAUACAGUAUUAUGAAUCUUGGUAAUGCAAAACAUUUCAUUUUUCAGAUAGAUAAGUUUAUUCCAUGCAGUUGUAAACUGUAAAUACUGAAUUUUUCAUUCUUUUACACAUACUACAGAGAUUAAUUUGUCCAUGCGCAAUAGGAUCACCUAAAGAAAUUAAAAAAAAAAGUAAUUUUGAUCUUUCAACUAUUAACGUGAGACUGCAUUCCUGAUGACCUUGACUAAAUUUUGGCAAAAUUGUAGUUUAAAAAAAAGAGCAAUCCUGGUUGAAAAUAAUUUUUAUAAACAUAGCAAUAUUAGCUUAUUAUAUGCCGUUUAAAAUUAUUGAAAAGUCAAUUUGCCUUGCCAUAUUUAAUAUGAUCACAGUGCUAUGCUUGACUUUGUAAAAAGCAUUAUAUAUCUCCCCUUGGUAUUCGUUUAUCAACUAUCUAUGCUAACCCUCUGAAUGAAAAUCUAUCCCUCAUUAAUAACUGUAGAUUACCCUCUAAUUAUAACAAGUGGAGGUGCUGUCGUUGAGUGGUUUAAGAUAACUGACUGCACACAUGAAAGUCCAUGGUUCAAAGCCUUGCCACGGCAUUCGUGCCCCUGAGCAAGGUCUUUCACGUCUUCUUGUUGGCAAAGCGAAAGGUCGAUCCCAGACGUAAAUAAUCUUAUCUGAUUGAUACCUUGUCUGGGAAAUUCUGUAGACAUACACUUAUAUAUUGAAAUCAGAUUUCAAUAUGCAACCAUAUAAAGUAAACCAGUCAAGAGUAAUGAAAUUUAUUCUAAUUCUAUACUUUGUUUUUUGUAUGGAGGAGAUAUACUCCAUAAAGAACUCUGAUAAAAAUGGUACAAGUAUUUUACACAAUGCUAUGCUGUGUGUUAAGAAUGUGACAGAUUUAAAUAUAUUUUCUCAUUGAUGUGUAGAAAAAUGUUU
Molecule: messenger RNA, 3788 nt
Organism: Lytechinus pictus (painted urchin)
Lineage: Eukaryota; Metazoa; Echinodermata; Echinoidea; Temnopleuroida; Toxopneustidae
Product: translational activator of cytochrome c oxidase 1-like
Exons: 6
Coding region: 126-1295 (389 amino acids)
Cellular component (GO): mitochondrion
Source: RefSeq, a predicted model, not a curated record